CGUUGUAAACAAUUACAUCCUUCAAUCAAAUUCAGCGCGCAGAGUUGGAAAUGUUAUAGUAUUUUUUAGCUAAAAGCAUUUACACAGGAAGUGGAUGUAUCAUAUAUGUCUAUAGCCCUUCAGCUAACCGCAGUUUUGCAGCACUUCCCUUGCUCAGUGCUGCAAAGGUAACGACUUGGAAGGACAUAUUCUGCAGCCCAGACAUUAAAACUUGCCUUUUAAUGUGACCUUAUUUCCAUAUAAAUGCACACAAUUGCUAGGAGCAAGUAUCGGUGUGUGUCCGACAUCGUAAGCAGCACAUAUAUAAAUAAACAAAAUGUCAGCGUUUAAAGCCGAGUCCUAUAUUGUCUCCUCACCUGUUCAUCAGCGUGGGACUACAUAUCGCAAUGGGAAUACACGGGCUUGCCAAGCUGAUUGCUGACCAGGCCCCUGGAGCCAUUAAAGAACAAGACAUCAAGAAUUACUUCGGCAGGAAAAUUGCAAUAGAUGCCUCCAUGUGCAUCUACCAGUUCCUGAUUGCUGUGCGACAGGAUGGCAACGUUCUACAGAAUGAAGAUGGAGAGACAACCAGCCACCUCAUGGGAAUGUUCUACCGGACAAUCCGCAUGCUGGAACAUGGCAUCAAACCCGUGUAUGUGUUUGAUGGAAAGCCCCCACAGCUCAAGUCAGCAGAGCUGGAGAAGAGAGGGGAGAGGAGGGCAGAAGCUGAGAAGCUGCUUGCUCAAGCCCAGGAAAUGGGGGAACAAGAGAACAUUGACAAAUUCACCAAGCGCCUGGUGAAAGUCACCAAGCAACAUAAUGACGAGUGCAAGAAGCUGCUGACCCUGAUGGGAGUUCCCUACAUUGAGGCCCCGUGUGAGGCCGAGGCCAGCUGUGCUGCUCUGGUUAAAGCAGGGAAGGUGUUUGCCACAGCGACAGAGGAUAUGGAUGGGCUGACCUUUGGCACAAGUGUCUUGCUCAGACACCUCACUGCCAGUGAAGCAAAGAAACUUCCUAUCCAAGAGUUCCACUUUAGUCGUAUCCUGCUGGACAUUGGUCUGACACAUGAACAGUUCAUAGACCUGUGUAUUCUGCUGGGCUGUGACUACUGCGGUACCAUCAAGGGCAUCGGGCCUAAGAGAGCCAUCGACCUGAUCAGACAGCAUGGCUGCAUCGAGGAAAUCCUAAAAAACACUGACUCCAGUAAGCACCCUGCUCCAGAGGACUGGCUGUACAAAGAGGCCAGGACUUUGUUUCUGAUGCCAGAAGUGGUGGACUGUUCCUCAGUGGAGCUGAAGUGGAGCGAGCCGGACGAGGAGGGCCUGAUCCAAUUCAUGUGUAACGAGAAACAGUUCAGUGAGGACAGGAUCCGUAACGGCUGUAAGAAGAUUGUGAAGAGCAGACAGGGCAGCACACAGGGACGGCUGGACUCUUUCUUCACCGUCACCGGAUCUCUGUCCACUAAACGGAAGGAGCCUGAGGUAAAAGGGUCAGCGAGUAAAAAGAAGAAGACUGGAGCCAACCUGGGCAAAUUUAAGAGGGGGAAAUAGACUAAACACAUGGUUCUUUGAAUUCUUUGAGAAGUAAUUAUUGUAGUCAGCAACAGUUUCUGUAUAAAGAAUAUAUAUAUCUCCAUGUGAGAUAAGAGAGAACUGCAACACAAUAGGACAUUAUGCAAGUUAAGAUGAAAAUAUGUUAUGGAUGUUGAAGGGUUCUAUCAAAGUGGGUUUUCUGUCAUGAAAUAAAAGUAAGUUUUU
Messenger RNA from Monopterus albus (swamp eel), 1736 nucleotides. RefSeq names its product flap structure-specific endonuclease 1 (gene fen1). Lineage: Eukaryota; Metazoa; Chordata; Actinopteri; Synbranchiformes; Synbranchidae. The transcript has 12 exons. Gene Ontology annotation, molecular function: DNA binding; magnesium ion binding; 5'-3' exonuclease activity. Gene Ontology annotation, cellular component: nucleus. The record is from RefSeq and is a predicted model, not a curated record. Bases 387 to 1529 code for a protein of 380 amino acids.